This is a messenger RNA of Oryzias melastigma (Indian medaka), 11542 nucleotides long. RefSeq names its product hyperpolarization activated cyclic nucleotide-gated potassium channel 4 (gene hcn4). Gene Ontology annotation, molecular function: voltage-gated potassium channel activity. Gene Ontology annotation, cellular component: membrane. The record is from RefSeq and is a predicted model, not a curated record. The transcript has 8 exons. NCBI's taxonomy places the organism in Eukaryota, Metazoa, Chordata, Actinopteri, Beloniformes, Adrianichthyidae. Gene Ontology annotation, biological process: potassium ion transport; transmembrane transport. The coding region runs from base 748 to 5034 and encodes 1428 amino acids.
GUUGUUGGUUUCUGCAGGUGAAGCCCACUCUAGGCUUUCACAGCUGGUUCUACCUGUAGCCUUAAGUUAAGAGAAUUGCGUUUUAAGAAUGGGGGAAAGCAUUCUCCUUUAAACAAGGUGGGCUGAGCUUAUUUGCACUUCUCGCUUCUAUGGCAACCCAAUAGAUUAAAAUCAUGAAAAUCACCAAAACGCGCCCUUAAUGUGGAUCAGUGAUGUCAGCGCUCCCUGAAACUGUAUGUUUUUUUUCUUUUUGCGUGAUUGUGUCGCGUUUCAUGACGGCAGCUGCUGAUAGAUGUGCUGAGGGGUUCAUCCUUCUCCGUGCGUGACCUUUUCCAUGGUUUUUCCAUCUCCGCGUUCGCGGGCACGUCUCUCACAUGUCACGCUAAGGUGACUUUCAGGCAGUUGUUUUCACUUUUUUCCCCCUCCUGCGUGCGCGCAGUGAAUGGAUGAAUGAACGAGAGGCGCAAAGAUGCACAUCGAGGAAACGUUGGCCGAGCGGACCGCCCAGGCUGAGGCGUGAGGACAGAUGCAAACUGUCAGGUAUUCUCGUGAUGACAAUGAGCGUCUCUCGUCUGGUGGAGCGGAGCCACGGCGGUCCGUGUCAUGUGCAGCAGGCUUUCAGGGAUUCAGAUUAGCUCCAGACUGAUCGCGCGCACAAACAGAUACGGAGCUGGCGGCAAUAAUCGUCUCAUUACAGCCUAGAAAUCUGGAAUUCUUCAAUUUUCUCAUCUGUGUCUCAAUGUCAUAAUGGACAGGUUGCACUCCUCCAUGCGUAAAAGGCUGUACAGUUUGCCCCAGCACAUUGGACAGAAAGCGUCAAUAAUGGGCGAAGGAGAAGACGCAGACAAGGACACCCGGAGGAAGAGCAUCAGGAUGAAGCCUCUGCCGUCACCGACCUCUGGGGGAAGCUGCAAAGGCAUCGGGGAGACCAAAAGUGGGGAGUCUGUGAUCAUGGAGACGGACGUCGGGAGACCUAUGAAAACCAGCUCCAAUGGAGACUGCCGGAGAUUUCGAGGCAGCCUCUCAUCCAUCACGAGUCGGCACGCGCACGACUCGGACUCGGCCGAGGUGCGACGCCUCAUCACCGAGGGGGAAGUCACCCCGAGCGAGGAGAGCCCCCCCGGAGCCGCCGGCGACGAGCAGCCGGAUCAGGGCGCACAGGGCGCCAGCGGUGGCGCCCAGGAGGGCUCUCCAGACCAGCAGUCCGCCUUCAUAAAGUUGGAGGGGAUUGAUCAAAUUCUGCCGGACGAUGAGAGAUUAUACCAGGCUGGGUUCAUACAUAGACAACUGGGAGCGAUGCUUCAACCAGGGGUCAACAAGUUCUCUCUGAGGAUGUUUGGAAGUGAGAAGGCGGUGGAACGGGAACAGGAGCGCGUGAAAUCCGCCGGAUUUUGGAUAAUUCACCCCUACAGUGACUUCAGGUUUUACUGGGACUUGACAAUGCUGCUGCUAAUGGUUGGCAACCUCAUCAUCAUCCCCGUGGGCAUCACUUUCUUUAAGGACGAGCACACACCUCCUUGGAUUGUGUUUAACGUGGUUUCCGACACAUUCUUCCUCAUGGACCUGGUCCUCAACUUCAGGACGGGGAUCAUCAAAGAGGACAAUACAGAGAUCAUCCUGGAUCCACAGCAAAUCAAGAUCAAAUACUUGCGGAGUUGGUUUGUGGUGGACUUCAUUUCCUCCAUUCCUGUGGACUACAUCUUUCUUGUUGUUGAAACGCGCAUUGACUCAGAUUUCUACAAGACGGCGCGCGCCUUGCGGAUCGUCCGCUUCACAAAGAUCCUAAGUUUGCUACGACUUCUGCGCCUCUCCAGACUCAUCCGCUAUAUUCACCAGUGGGAAGAGAUCUUCCAUAUGACCUAUGACCUGGCCAGUGCCAUGGUGCGAAUAGUCAAUCUGAUUGGCAUGAUGCUGCUGCUGUGUCACUGGGACGGCUGCCUGCAGUUUCUGGUGCCCAUGCUGCAGGACUUCCCCGCCGACUGCUGGGUGUCCAAAAAUAAGAUGGUGAACGACACUUGGGGACAGCAGUACUCCUACGCACUUUUCAAAGCUAUGAGCCACAUGUUGUGUAUCGGGUAUGGCAUGUACCCCCCAGUGGGAAUGACCGACGUGUGGCUGACCAUCCUCAGCAUGAUUGUGGGUGCUACAUGCUACGCCAUGUUCGUCGGCCACGCCACAGCGCUCAUCCAAUCCCUGGACUCCUCUCGACGGCAAUACCAGGAGAAGUAUAAACAGGUGGAGCAGUACAUGUCCUUCCACAAGCUGCCCGCAGACAUGAGGCAGAGGAUCCAUGACUAUUAUGAACACCGAUACCAGGGCAAGAUGUUCGACGAGGAGAGCAUCCUGGGAGAGUUGAAUGAGCCACUCCGAGAGGAAAUCAUCAACUUCAACUGUCGAAAGCUAGUGGCCUCAAUGCCACUGUUUGCAAACGCGGACCCCAACUUUGUCACUUCUAUGCUGACCAAGUUGAAAUUUGAGGUUUUCCAGCCCGGAGACUACAUCAUUCGAGAGGGCACGAUCGGCAAGAAAAUGUACUUCAUACAGCAUGGCGUCGUCAGCGUACUCACCAAAGGCAACAAGGAGACCAAGCUUUCAGACGGCUCGUACUUUGGAGAGAUUUGUUUGCUGACACGAGGCAGGAGGACAGCCAGCGUCCGAGCAGACACAUACUGCCGCCUGUACUCGCUGUCAGUCGAUAACUUCAAUGAAGUCCUGGAAGAAUAUCCAAUGAUGAGAAGGGCCUUCGAGACUGUCGCGCUAGACAGGCUGGACCGCAUAGGCAAGAAAAACUCCAUACUGCAGCAUAAAGUGCAACAUGACCUCAGUUCCGGUGUGCUUAACUACCAAGAGAAUGAGAUCAUCCAGCAGAUUGUGCAACACGACAGGGACAUGGCCCACUGUGCUCACCUCAUGCAGAAUGCCCCGCCACAGACACCUCCCUCACCAACUCCUGUCAUUUGGGCUCCUCUAAUCCAAGCCCCUCUGCAGGCAGCAGCCGCCACCACCUCUGUCGCAAUCGCUCUGACCCACCAUCCGCACUUACCAUCAGCCCUCCUCAGACCUCCAGUUUCUGUCCUGGGUUCACUGAGGGAGCCGCCCAACCGACUUCGGAAGUUCCAACCAUUUGUACCCUCAGCCACAGCAUCUGGAUCUACUAUAGACUCCCCCUCUAGCACCCCGUCUAAGUUGCGCACUGGAGUGGAUAUGCCGUUGCUGACCUCUUUUCGAGCACAGCAAAUGACUUUGGGUUCUGGGACAACAGGGUCCUCGCAGCAUGCUUCAGGAAGUAAAGACAAGCGAGGAACUAAUGGGAAAAGGUGUGGACCCAGUGAAGGAGGGCCUUCUGUCUUCCCCUUUAGUUUAUACUCAUCUUCGGAUUCACCCUCAACUAGCAUGGCCCAACUACACCCACAACCACUACACCAGCAGCCCUUUCGACCCAGUACCCCACCGCUCUCAAACCUCUUCCAUCAGGGAUCAGUCGGUGGAAGCACAGGGUCAGGACUUAGUGGCGGGGCAGUUGGAGCUUGUGGUGGUGCUACAGGAUGGUCUUCAGCUGGAGCAGGUGGUGCAUCUGUUGAAGAAGCCACAGGAGAGGAUACAGACUGGGCUGGGGAGGACUUUACAACUGGGGUGACCGAAAUGACUCCUGGGGGGAAUUUUGGCUUCAAAGGAGGCACUGAAUCAGCACGUGGAAUCUUUGGGGAAACAGUUGUAGGGCUCUCCGAGGGAUCACUAGGUCCUGCUUGUGACAGGUUCAUAAGCGGGAAACCGGGUGGAUCCUUGGCUAGUUCUGUGUUACAAGACAAAGAUUUGGUAUCUAUGGUAGGAACUUCUAGAGUACCAAUUGGAAGAGCUACAAGAGGAUCGCCGGGCGGGAGUUCUAGAGAAUCACUAGUUUCGACAACCAUUGGGGGAUCAAUGGGUGUGAUAAAAGAUGGAUCGGUUGGAGUUGUUUCUGGUGUUCAUUCUGGGACAGCAUUUGACGGAGUUUGUGAUUCAGCAAUUGGGAACCCCAGAGGAUCAUUAGGAAAAGGUUCUAGCGCAUCAACAAGUAGUUUCACAGGAGGAGCCUUAAGUGAGGCAGGGGGACACACCGGCAAAGGAAUGGGACGUGUGUUGACGAGCCACACAAAAGGAUCUACAGUUUGUCCUAGUGGGGCAUCUGGUGGGAUCACAACUGGUCAUUUUAGUUCUUCCCGAUGUCAGAGUCCCAUAUCUACCAGUACAUCAAUCUCCAUACCUAGUCAGAUACCCCAUAACCAAACACCUCCCAAGCCUUCCCAAGCAGCUCCUCCACAGCAGUUUGCUGGAGGAGGGAGAACUAACAGUGGUUUGAACCUCUUCCAGAAUCCCCUACAAGGAUCCCCAUCUUGCAGCAGAGGACAGCCCAGUCAAGCUACUGAAAGUUCUCCAUCAUCACUUAGCCAAGUCAACUUGACAGGUCUCCAGUCUAGCUGCUUGCCUCAACAGAUGUCCUUAGAGAGGUCUGCAUUGGCAUCUCUAGCCCAGUAUGGCUCAGCAAAUGCCUCUCCCUGCCUUACCCCUGUUGCUCCCAGUCCUACUAUUCAAAGUCCAGUAACGGGUAGGACUUUCCACUACAGCGACCCUUCAAGUGCCACAGGAUCCCACACUUCUUUGCUUAUGCCUCAAUCUCCUCUACUUUCACAAUUUCCUAGCCAGUCACACACUGGGAGAGAUUCACCUCUGGGAUGUUUUUCUGAGGACUUAAAGCAUUUAUCAAGCUCGCACCCAUCUCUUCCCCUGGAAGUGGCCCAAGCUCUAGGCCACCAACCUCCUCGCCCAUCUACGGAAUAUUACCCUUCACCAUUUUCUUCUCCAACGUUUGUGCCCAAACCUUGUAGCUCAGUACCAGGGCAUAUGACUCCUCCAAUACAGACGUCUCCAGGACACCCUCAACAUUCUCAGCUCCCUGGGGCCUCUGUGGCCUUGCCUGCUAGGAGGAGUUCUCCCACGCACUUGUCAGAUCUAGAAUCUCAAACUGUCCGUUCAAAACUCCCUUCGAACUUGUGAGGAUUGAUCACACCCUCCUGAGAUCCCAUGAAAUAAACACAAACUUAUUUUCAUUUGUAACAUUCUUUUCCGUACUUUACUUCACUGUGUUCCACCUUGCAUUUUACCAAGAUUUUUGAAUUUACUGUGACAAAAAAAAUCACCUGAUAGGUCAGAGAUCUAGAAUAUUCUUUGUUCAUUAUAUACUAUUUGUUUUUUUAAAUUUAAACACACUGUAUAUAGAUAGAGAUAUAUUUAAAUGAUAAGUUAAUCAAGGGACAAGGAGGGUGUGAAAGUUGGAGGUCAGUUGUUUUAUUGAUUUCUACGACUAUGCCAAAUGCAUCUGGUGAUAUAUGUGAAGUUCAUAAAAGGACACCACGUUCUUUUUCUGCAGGAACUUAUGCACUAACACCUGCAUGAACAACAGUUAUUUUGUGUGUUUUGAAACAGUUAUCCACAUUUUUAGCAAAGGGGACAUGCUUUGAGAGUCUUGUACUGUCUCAUUUGGGAUCACAUAUUGUUGAUCUUAAAUGUGUUGAUUAGAUUGUACCUAUUUAUUCUCUGUGUAAACUUUCUAAAAGAGAUGGGGAUGAAAUUUUAGCAACCAAAAAGACUUUACAUGAGAAAUAACUGUCCAGCUCUCUGCGGUCCAUUGAUUAAUGUUUUGUAUUGAAUCAGCGCUGGUUUUUGAAGCAGGGGGUUGUGGGGAGAUUCCCUCCGUAUCAAUAAUAAGUCACAUCAUUCUACGAGGGACUGUUUUUUUCUUCAGUCAUAUCCUAACAAACUCACUUUGUCUUCCAAGUACAUGCCACUAAUGUUUGUAGGAAGUGUGUUAUUUUUAUUUCUGUCAGUGUGCAGCUGUUAAUGAGCGAAUGUUAAAUUAAGUGUGACAAAGUCAAACAGCCGGAUGCAAGGCGAGAGUUUUCGCUUGACUGAGCAAAAGUAAGUUUGCCUUUUUGGACAAAACCAAGGACUUCCACUAACCACAGGUGGUGUGAUGCAUUUUGUAGCACUCAGAAGUUAAAAAAAAAAAAAAAAAAAUCAGUGUAUAUAAUAGCCUAAAAGUUAAUAAGACAGUUGAUUAUAAUGUACACUUUCAAGUUAAUUUGUUCUCCCUACAGGCUUCCAUGAAUAUUCUUUAACCAAGACUUUAAUUUAAUAAAUACUUGUUCGUCGGCACACAAGCUGACUUAUCUAAGAAGUAUACCACUUGGUGUAUGUCCUUUCUACUUUACUUCCUUUUGUAGCUGCUAAAUGGUCUGCACAGACCUGUGUCCUUACUGAAGGUUGACAUUGAGUUUAAAAUAAUGAAUGUAUGUCAAUUUACUGAUGCUUAAAGUAUAAACUGUAGCUGUGGUAGAUGCACUGAUGGCAUACUGCCCCAGGGGGAAAAAAGGGACUGUUCUGUAACUGAAAAGGUCAUUGACUCCAUAUCUUAGAAAUAUGUUAUCUACAGCAGCCAUUUCUAUUUCCAAAGUGUCCUUUAACAAGACACAGAAGCACUGGCUAAAUUGUUCAUAACACAAUUUGGAGAUGUUUCUCAGUGAGCUGCGUACAACAGCCCACUCUCUACUUCAUUUAUUGUAAAACUGUGCUCCCGCUCUAUUUUUUUGGAAGAAAUUCUUCACAAUCAAAAAUAUUUUUUUGUUUUAAUUUGUUAACUCUGUUUGAAACAAUGCAAACUAAUAAAAGCAUUGUUGUUUUAUUUAGCAUGAACAUUAGCAAAACCUUAACUUUUGUAAUUAUUAAAAGGAGAAUCACCCUGACUUGUGUUUUUGCAAAAAAGUGAAAUACAUAAUCUGCCACUAAAAGGUGAUUUUAUUUGUUUCUUUUUCAGCAAAAGUUCCUGUUGCUCUUCGCAGAUUUAGAAAAGUUCUUUGCAUGACCCACUUAGAUUCUAGCAGAUACAUUAACUGCUGCAUUCACUAGCCUUGAGAAAAUAAGGCUUUGGAUGGAAGGGCCCACCUGCCUCUCUGUAAGGAGCUUUAAUCAAAAGCAUGUAACAUAAAACCGCUAAUUAAAGGAUAUAAAGGUUUCAUGAAGGUGCGAAAUGAGUUGAAGAAACAUUAUUUAACAGAAUAUCACUAUUUUUUUGUUUUCACCUGAUCUAAAUGCAUUUUUUACUGUUUGUUUUUUCCUUUUGCCUGCUUCUUUGUUGUCUUGCUCCUAUAUCUAAGUCAUAUCUGGUUACAGUCCAUCGACACGCUCUGAGAGCCUUUAUGUGAUUGGGGACACAGCAUACACAAAAAAGACGGGUAUCACUAAGCUCCCAAAGGAGAAGCGGCGUGAUAUGAUCUCCAUGUUUUUCUGUAUCUCAUCGCCAAGACAGGCGCAGGUUCCACUUAGACAGCUGAGUCCCCAACUCAGUCACAGCACUCAGCCACAGCAGCCUAAUUUAACAAGACAUGUUUGUAAUCCCUUGACCCUCACAAGCUAUCAGAGACUUGCACACCGAGGUGACCAUGCUGUACCCUCAUUACAGUUGUGUGAAGUCCUUAUAACAAGGUAGGACACCAAAUACACAAAACCCACUCAUGACUGCACAAACGCAUAUUCACAAACACACACUUAUGCAAUGGUCGUAUUUGCAAAUACUGUUGGAUACUUCAUGGAUUUUUUUUAACUGCAACAUUUUAAACUUUCAAUAAGAAGUAUCUGUAAUUUAAUAAACAAAUCUAUGACUAAUUGAUUUUCCACUUUGGUGGUUACAUCCCAGGCUAGUAUGUAGCUUGUAGUUGUUUCCACUUAUGUGACAAUAAUCUGAGCACUAAGGGAUUUUUAAUGGAGUUUAGUCAUUAGUUGCUCAAUAAUUAUAUCAAUAGUCAUCAGUCACACUUCAUCAUCACUAUGAAUAAACAGGACUACCUUGGGGUCAAGCUAACUUUUAUUAAAAAAAAACAGUUUUUGUUUGUGAGGGGGUAUAGCUGUCUAAAUGGUUACGACAUUCAGAGGUUCUUUUCUUAAACGGGUUUUCAUUAGUGCUACCACUAAUAACUUAGGAUCUGUCAAAACUGCUUUACAAAGUGCACCCUAACCCUGCAUGGUCUCAUGUGAUCUUAUCACCCGCUGAUGCAUGACGAAACACAGUUAAGGAGUGGUCAUGGCAUAAAACUUGUAUUAUUUAUUCCAGUGUUGCAUUUGGAACAGAUUAGGUUAACUACCUUUGCUUCUCUAUUGAGUAAAUUAAUGUUCUAUUUGUCUCCAGCAGAUUAUUCUUUUUCAAUUUUAGACGGAGAAAGUCGACUCAGCUGAGCUAGUUUCUAAACAGCUGGGACUUUCCACAUCUGGAAUUUUGAAUGCAUUUACUUUGCAGGCUGAAUUCCUGUUCUAGAACACAUUUUUUUUACUGUCAGCACUACUUUAUUCUGGCAUGGAUGUGGAGAACAGUUAGAAACCAGUCUCUGAGACAAAGGUGUAAAUGUGAAGAGACGCCGAUGCGCUAACAGAAUGAUGCGGUUGGACGUUGAUCCACAGGGGGGACAGGGACAGGCUUCGUUUGGCAUCUUCUCGCCUUCCUUAUGAUUGUUCCUGAGUGUUUGCAGAUGUUAUUCAGUGUGAUAUUGAUUGGAAGGAUAUGAGGCAGAGCGGUGUUAUGUAGCUAACGGGUGUUGUUUGUGUGCGAUACGGUGUUUUCACUCCACCUGUCAGGGUCGAUGGGUGAGGCGCGACGCUGUUGGAGAGGGUAGGGCGGAGGAGGCGGAGGUCAAAGCUUACAGGGAGAAAACAGACAGGAAUUGAUUAGUCUUUCUGAACGCAGUAUGGUCUAUUAUCACAAAUAAGCAGUUUAGAUGAAGGGGUGGGCGGACACACUGUUUGCUAGCUCUGUUACUGUCAGUUAGAGAGCUGACACAUGGAGCAGAAUCUGCAGACGUUUCAUUCACGCCGGUGUCAUUUCAUUAAGGAAAGCACCAGAUUUCAAUGACAUUGAGAGGAAGAAAUUCUUGACUGAUAACGAUGUCGAUUUGAAAUAAUGCACUGGAAAUGAGAAGAAAGUUUAUAAUCCUCAGGCCCGUGAUAUAUUUGCAACCCAUGUAAUCCUUUAUUCCAAAUAAAGAUUUGAAAACAGCCAAAAUUGGAAAUAACAAGAUUUCCACCUAACAGCAAUGUUUACUCUUCAAGCAGAUUUUUUAUUCAGACUAUUUGCCACAGCUGCAUCUGCAGCAUUAUGCAGCACAGAGACAGUGUCUUUCAUAAGAGUCAGCUGGGAAUUAGAUAAGGAGGCUUACAAACUUUGCGUCUUUUGAGAGACACAAAUCAAGAAAAACAAUGGUGACUCACUUUCUCAUGCAGAGAACUGUUUCCAUUAUGUCUCUCACCCACCUUUACAUGGCGAGUAGAUCUGUGUUUGAAAACCAUCUUGGAGAAAGCAGUGAGGGGCAUGAAAUUGAUCACAGCAGUUAAGGUUCUGUCCAAUUUUUACAAAUGUAACUUUAAAAAAUUGCUGAAGACACUAUUGAAAAAUUACCAUAUAUUGUUAUCCCCAGUUUUUAAAAAGAUGUACAUUUAAGUUAAUAGUUUCAGUUUAAAGUCCCUUUAAAGACGGAAAUUUGAUUGUGAUUGGCUGUGAAGAAAGUGAGGACUAACUGACGUUUGGUGUGAAGAAUCAGCAACCUAGCAUACCUGAAAAUGAGGUAGAUCGUCCUUAUUCAAAUUGCCCCACAGCUUUACUCUGAUGCAUCCACUUGUAGACGACUAGAUCCAUUUAUGUCUUUAUUUUCCUUGUCCGGGCUGGCAUUUUACUUAAAACUGUAAGGCUGGAUAGCUCCAGGAUUGCUCGCCAGUUUUGUUGCACAUAUAAUGUCAGGUUGGGAUUGUUGGGGCCUGUAAGCGUGUGUUAGAGUGCAUAAAUAAGGGGAUGGUGGCAAAUGGGGGUUGGCCUACUCUGCACCAACUCAUUAGCAAACAUCUAAUGAACUCCUGCCGCUCUGCUGAAACUAUGUUGUCAAAAACAACAGGUUUUUGAUUUUCCUCAAAAAAUGUCAAUCAUAAUUAAAAUACCACUGGGAACACUUUUUAAAAAGCUCACAAGAUGAUCGGAGUGGAACUUUAAGUUGAAUUCAUUGGUAUGAACAGAAACCUGUUUACAGGUUUGUCUCUGGCUGGCUAGCUUUAUGUUGUGAAACAGAUUUCCUUUUAUGGCGCCUCUGUACCAUUUCCAAUUCUCUGACAAAAGCUGCAGCGGAUCGUGUUCAGUGCACUUCCAAUUUCAUUGCUUAAUCAUAUAGCUCCUCUCCCUUUAUGCAGUUCUACCCCCUCCAUAAAUAUUAGUUGGUGAAUCAGCGAUGCACGCCACUGAAAUCAUUUGCUGUGAAUGAGGAUUACAUGUAGCAGAGUGGAAUCAAACCCGCAGGUGUGCUAUUUUUAUCUGUUUAUGCAUUCCCAAAGCACCUUUUUAUCAAUUCAGAACCACUAACUCCUUUUACAUUUCCUUCUUAUUGUAUUUGGCUCUCAAGUUGAAGAAUCAGUUGGUUAUUGGAUACAAUUUGAAGAUUACCAUAUCCAGAGAGGAGUUGUUUAUUUUUGCGUGUAAAACAGCUGACCUUUGUUGCUGCUACUCCACUGAGGUGGAAUGACACCAGCACAGUGUCAGUCCGACCACAGGCUGGGCUGUUGGGCAGAUACUGUAACCUGAAUAUGACCCAGUUAAGGAAUGGUGCAACAUUUACUGUUGGGGCUUUGAGGGAGCGGCCCUGUGCAGCUACCUGACAGAACUGAACUUCAUACACUCAUAGUUCUGCAAAACUUUGAUAUGCAAAUCACUCAUUGCAUGUGUAUCUCUUUGGUUGCAGCUGAUCAGACAGCUACAGUAUGUGUUGAGGCCAAAGGUGGGCUGCUCUUCCUAGGAUUAGUGAGGGGGGGGGGACAGAAAGGGCACAGUCAAACUCUAUUUGGAGAGAUGGAGGCUUUACAUAAAGAAAAAAAAUCCUUCCUCUCUGCUGUCUUUCAUUUGCUAAAGUACAUAUAUAAUUCCUCUUAAUCUGCUGUUGGGAGCAUAAUGUUGACAAGGUACUCACUUGUAUCGAUUUAUAUGUUGCAUAGGAACUAUUUGUAUUUCUGUAUUUAUUUUAGAUUCUCCUAAUAAUUGAUAUCAGCACUGUAAGCAAUUAAAACCAAACUGUCUGUAUGUACAUACAUUCAUGAAAAGGGUUUUAUAAAACCAUUCACAUUGUUUGACCUCUUUGUUACGGAGCGGGAUGUUUUCAGUUCGACGCUAUCCACGAUUUCAACUGGAGAGCUCAACAUUCUUUGGACAAUAACCCAAUCGACAAUUCUUUUACGGAGCGUUUUGAGGAGGACGGCAUUUUGGCUGCUUUGCUAUUGUUCAAUGGACUUUUUUUCUUGGGAACUACAGGGGGAAAAAGCAAUAAAGGAACUGUGCAGGUAUGAUGGGAGCUUGUGGGACGCUGUGCCGACCCACACAACAACCACAAACAUACGGUAGCAGUGACUGAUCGUUUGUGUGGCCUUGAAAGGGGUGAACUAUUGAUAAGCACAUAUACUGGAUGAAAUAAAAUGGUACUGAACAAAA